ACCAGUCUCUCUCACAGUAGUCACACAGAUCUCGUAUUCUCGUUUUCCUUCAAAAAGCUUCGAUUUUGCUUUCAUGGUGGGUGACCUCUCCUCCUCCUUCACCCUUGCUUGCCCCUAAUUCUCUCACAUAGUAUCGGUUACAAAUCCUAGAUUACAGUCUAUUCUUCCUCUUUCACAAGUAUAGUUCAGUGAAAAUCGGAGAUAUGUCUUCACAAGGCUCCAAAAUGUCCAGACCUUCUUCAAGGAUGCAUAAUCAAUCCCACGGAACAACAACAACAACAACGCCCCCCUCAAGAUCUUCUCUCUCCUCCCAUCUCGCCAUGAUUGAGCUCAAGCAAAGGAUCCUCACUUCUCUCUCUAAGCUUUCAGAUAGAGACACCUACCAGAUCGCCGUUGAAGACCUAGAGAAGAUUAUCCAGGACGUCUCCCCUGAUGCCCUAUCAAUGCUCCUCAAUUGUCUCUGCGACGCCACCAUUGACCCCAAACCCGCCGUUAAGAAGGAAUCCCUCCGCCUCCUCGCCGCACUCACAUCUACCCAUUCCGACUCCACCGCCGCCUAUUUGACCAAGAUUAUCUCCCACAUUGUGAAAAGACUCAAGGAUUCCGAUUAUGGAGUCAGGGAUUCUUGCAGAGACGCUAUUGGGGCACUAUCAGCGCAGUAUCUUAAAGGAGACAACAGUACUGAUAAUGGUGGUCUUGCGUCAGUUGUUACUCUAUUUGUUAAGCCACUGUUCGAGGCAAUGAGCGAACAGAACAAAGGGGUUCAGGCUGGGUCCGCUAUCUGCUUGGCUAAGAUGAUUGAAUCUGCUUCUAAUCCUCCACUUGCUUCAUUUCAGAAGAUUUGUCCAAGGGUCUGCAAACAUCUCAACAAUCCCAACUUCUUAGCCAAAGCAUCAUUGUUGCCUGUCGUUUCAAGCUUGUCUCAGGUUGGUGCUAUUCCAUCUCAGAGCUUGGAACCUCUUCUACAAAGCAUCCAUGAUUGCCUUGGAAGCACGGAAUGGGCAACUCGUAAGGCUGCUGCUGAAACAUUGAUCUGUUUAGCAUCGAACUCCAGCGAUUUGGUAAUGGACACGGCAGCAUCGACUCUGACAGUGCUGGAGGCUUGUCGCUUUGAUAAAAUUAAACCUGUCAGAGAUAGUGUCACGGAAGCACUACAGUUGUGGAAAAAGAUGGUUGGAAAAGGUGGAGAUGGCGCUUCAGAUGAUCAAAAAGCUUCAUCACACGAUAGUGAAACUAGCGAAGCAGCUGCAGCUCAGCCAGGAAUGAAAGACCAGAGUGAAAGAGGAGGUAGUGCGCCAUCAGCUAAGGAUUCAUCCCGUGGAUCAUCUCCUUCAGAUUCCAGUUCCAAGGGAAAGACUGCCAACAUUCUGAACAAAGCAGUUGGGAUAUUGAAAAAGAAGGCACCUACUUUAACCGACAGAGAAUUGAAUCCAGAUUUCUUCCAGAAACUUGAAACAAGAGGUUCCGGUGAUUUUCCUGUAGAGGUUGUUGUGCCUCGCCAGCAUCAGAACCAGUCUAGCACACAGAAACCGGAAGAAUCAGAGGAACUAAUAAGCACGGAGACAAUGAGAAAUAGCAUGCCCAAUGAAGUAACUGCCAAUUCUAGAGUAAGUGCAAUUGGACAUUCGAGACAACAAGACUCCGAUGAUUUUGCACGUGACAAAUUGGGAGAAGAGAGAGAUAACGGUAAAGAUUCUCGAACAAAUUGGUUGGCCAUCCAGAGACAACUGCUACAGCUGGAGAGACAACAAUCUCAUCUUAUGAAUAUGUUGCAGGAUUUCAUGGGUGGGUCUCAUGAUACAAUGUUGACUUUGGAAAGCAGAGUGCGUGGUCUGGAAAGAAUUGUGGAAGACAUGGCAAGAGACCUGUCAAUAUCUUCCUCCGGUCGAAGAGGCUACGAAGGAUCUUCUAGCAGGCUAUCAAGCAAUUACAACGGUUUUCCUCCGGAUUACCCUAGCGGUAAGAUUGGAUGGUCUUGGGGUGAAAGGUUUAGCCAGUCAAGAGGAGGAAGGGCCCCUCCUUCUUGGCGAUCGGAUGGUUCUGAUGCUUGGGAUUUUCACACCCAUGAAAAGAACGGAUCGAAAAGAACCUUAGGAGGAAGAGUUGCACCAAUUGAUGCUAGAUCGCCAAGAUCUGAGCAUGAAAAUGAACAGAUAAGUGGUCGGAGAGGGUGGGAUAAAGGUGCUGGACCAGUUCGGCUGGGUGAAGGUCCUUCUGCAAGGAGUGUAUGGCAAGCUUCAAAGGACGAAGCAACUUUGGAAGCAAUUCGUGUUGCUGGCGAGGAUAAUGUUUCUGGGAGAGGUGGUGUUGGUGGUGGUCCUGUAAUAGCUAUCCCAGAAUUAACUGCAGAAGCUAUGGGGAAUGACGAAAACAACAACAAUGUUCCAGAGAGGGACCCUGUAUGGACUUGUUGGAGUAAUGCAAUGGAUGCACUUCAUAUGGGUGAUAUAGAUUUAGCUUAUAAUGAAGUUUUGUCGACGGGCGAUGACCUUUUGCUUGUCAAGUUAAUGGACAGAACAGGUGCUGUAAUCGAUCAACUCUCUAACGAGGUUGCAAUCGAGGUUUUGCAUGCUGUUGCUCAGUUUCUCCAGGAGCAAAACGUUUUCGACAUCUGCCUUUACUGGAUCCAACAGUUAACAGAUAUGGUGGCUGAAAAUGGACCUGAUGUAUUUGGGAUUCCAGAGGAAGUUAAAAGAGAGGUUUUGGUGAAUCUUCAGGAAGCCGCUUCAACAUUCGAUCCACCCGAGGACUGGGAAGGUGCUGCACCUGAUCAACUGUUUGUGCAGUUAGCAUCAGCAUGGGGUAUUAGUAAGCAACAACAUAAGUAGUAGUUUGUUCCUAUUUGAGGUGUUGCAUUUCCUUGCCAUAUUUCAUUGGUUUUGAAAUUAGGGUUUGUAUCAGUUUGAGUUUGCAAUGUGGGGGAGUAGUCAUCAAUAUAUUGGAAUCUGAUUUGUGUUUUUG
Impatiens glandulifera is the source of this 2961-nucleotide messenger RNA. RefSeq names its product microtubule-associated protein TORTIFOLIA1-like. The record is from RefSeq and is a predicted model, not a curated record. The transcript has 6 exons. Gene Ontology annotation, molecular function: microtubule binding. Gene Ontology annotation, cellular component: cortical microtubule, transverse to long axis. NCBI's taxonomy places the organism in Eukaryota, Viridiplantae, Streptophyta, Magnoliopsida, Ericales, Balsaminaceae. The coding region runs from base 204 to 2828 and encodes 874 amino acids. Gene Ontology annotation, biological process: multicellular organism development; circumnutation; unidimensional cell growth.